UUGCAAAUACGUCUAUUCGCUGCGCUUAAUUUACAAGCUCAGAUUAUUGGAUUCGACAUCAUCGUUCGGGAAGAUGGUACACCUAUCCUUCUCGAAGUGAACGCCGCUCCCUCUUUGACAAUUGAUCACACUAAAGCAGAUGGAGUCCGCAUGAAGAGCAUUGUAGACGAACUGAUCAAGCUUCCACUCGUACGAGACACGCUUCUUUUGGUAACGAGUCAACUGAAGGAGCCAACUAAGCGUAGGUGUGUGAUACUGCCCUUACAACCUACGAAUUUUAGUUUUUGGGCCACAAAGACAUGA
Molecule: messenger RNA, 303 nt
Organism: Cooperia oncophora
Lineage: Eukaryota; Metazoa; Nematoda; Chromadorea; Rhabditida; Trichostrongylidae
Source: the annotation of a GenBank genome assembly